Tuber aestivum (summer truffle) is the source of this 612-nucleotide messenger RNA. The record is from the annotation of a GenBank genome assembly. NCBI's taxonomy places the organism in Eukaryota, Fungi, Ascomycota, Pezizomycetes, Pezizales, Tuberaceae.
GACGGCACUACCUACGACCAUACCCUUCAUUCUACUUUGCAGUGGGCCGAGAUGGUCAUUCAUAAAUUGCAUGUAUUCCUCCUUUUUUUUCUCCCUUUCAGAUCGUUCCUGUACAGAGACAAUAACUAAUACUGGAACCUGUUCCCACCAGCUUUAUGUUCUUCGAAGCACCCGACAAUCCACUCAGACGCCCACAUAGUGACAGCUGGUUCAAUCACAACAUCUGGUCUGACAUCCUUGACGCUGGCCUCCAAGACAUUCAGCACCAUAUGAAAGCAUCUUCUCACGCCGCCAUACCACCCAGCGAUGGGUCCCGUAAAUACCCCCAUAUCCCCAGAUGUCUGUUUUCUCAUGCUGACACAACAAGCUCACGGAGUUGAGAUUCCACACAUGCUAGUUCAGAGUAAAUUAAACCAUCUCCAUUGGUUGCUCGGAUUUCAAUUAUGCUACAUUAAUCUUCAUCCCAGGCUUCUAAAUCUAGAGCCUAUAAAGCCAACUCUCCUCUAUCCAGCCAUCUUUUAUCUCCACAUAUCUGCCUUAAUCACUCUUUUUCUAUGACCUGGUGAGUGAAUUGUGUCAACUCUGGUCCUGAUUCUUUCUGUCGGGUCAGGU